AUGCAAGUUGUCUGGGAGGCGGACACGGCGGCCUUCGCAAGCCGCAAGAGAGCAGCACGAGCGUGUCAGAAAUGUCGCGCCGCGAAGAAGCGCUGUCACCACACCUUCCAGCGCCCGCCCGAGCAGCAAGCAGACUCUGACGGGCUCGAGCGAGUCCUGCCCAAUUUGACACACAAGGAACCCAUUCGCUUUGUGGGAGACCUGAACCCGGAAUCCAUCCUGACGGAUCUGUCGUCCAGGAAGCAAGGCGGCCAGAGGAUCAGCCGAGUCGGCACCUGGGUUGAACAGUCUCGAGAUCUCCAGGAUGGGCUGCCUCCAGAGGACCUUGGCCCACCGCUCCCGCAAAAGUCGGGGGACAAAACGCCGCUCAACGUCGAGAAAUAUGGUCGGGUUGAAGGCGGUCGACGGACUCUGACCGGUCAUCAGCGCAAUUACUUACAAGCCGUGGGAGCUUUUCGAGUUCUGCCCAAGGCCACCCAGGAUGCCUUGGUCACCACCUAUAUUGCGUGUUUUGACGGACUUCUACCCAUCCUGAAUGGCAUUAAACUUCUUCGGGACUACACUGAGGGCCGGUGCUCGAUAUUCCUCAUGCAGGCCAUCUGUCUCGUAACCUGCAAGACCGAGGAGGCGGCGCCCUAUCUCCGACUUUACGACGAUGGUCCCCUUCUUGACCCCAUCCCAUUUGCCCGCAGUCUGCAUACCGGGUUGGACGCAGCCAUGAAAGCUGAUCUGGAGCCUGAUAGAGUCACGAAAAUCCAGAUCCUGACACUGAUGCAUCUACACAACGACGGACCAGGGGGCAUCGAGGAAUCCUCCCUACACUUGUCACAAGCAAUCCACGAUGCCUGGACGGCGGGCCUUCACAUCCACACGCCGGGACGAUCUCCCAAAGAUCAAUCAAGCAUGCUGUGGUGGACCAUCUGGACCCUUGACAAGAUCAAUGCCUGCCUCGGUGGGCGACCGAUCGUGAUUGCGAAUCGAGACAUUGAUAUCGCACGUCCACCCCUGGAAAGUGGCGUUCCCAGAAGCAAUGUCAUCAACCUGUGGCUGAGAUUGGGAGAGCUUCUGGACGAGGUCAUUGAAUUCUACAGACCAACUGCCGAUCCGGAGUGCACAGGGUGGGAAGCUGAAUUUCCAGCCUAUCAUUCGUUGACUGAGGGCAUCGAUUUGUCCUUACUUCCCGUCUCAGAACAAAGCAUCCUCGAAAUUUGUUACCACGUCAUCGCGAUUCUUUCUUGCCGCGCAGGUGGCCCUUCUACGACCUCCUACGCCCGUCGUAUCUCGGCGGCUGAUCGGAUCCAAGAGCUUCUCUCCAACGGUCGUCAUACGUCCCUUCAGCCCAUCCCCUUGGUGCCCUACGCCGUCGGCCUUGCACUCACGGUCACCUAUCGCGGCCUCCGUGACAAUGCAUUCGAAGAUGCCGAUCGCGCACAGGCCGAUCUCGCCACGCGCUGUGAGACCCUGGAGGCGCUGAGCAUGUACUGGUGGACUGCCGACGCGAUGGCCCGACUGGGCCGGAAGGCGUUGAAGUCUUUGCAGCAGACGGGGGUGAGAAAGGCCAGCGUGGCCGGGAUCGCGAACGCAAUGGAAGCGGAGGUCAGUGCGUGUAGAUUUGGACCGUUCGAAGGCAAAGGCCAUCAUGGAACACGUCACUCGCACAGUUCUUCCACUCCCGCUGCAAUUCUUAGCGCCGCCACCGCCAAUACCUCGCCGAAGAUGACCAGGUCAUUGUCUUCUACCGGUUCUGGAGGUCGUCCUGGCGGAAAUGGACUGCAUGUCCUCUCUGAUGCAGCAGCCACCCACUCGACCGGAACCGCCACGAAUCUGGGCUCUGCACCCUCCGCCGUCAACACCGGGAAUCCCAGAAACAGCAGCGACACCAACAAGAGUCUCGCAAACACCCCGAUCGCUCGGGCCGUCACCGAAACGCCCGCCUCGCUGUUGACCACGCUCCCCAAAAUGUCGCCGUCCCAGCAGUUCAACCACAGCUACGCCUCAGGCUUCAGCCAGAUUCCGCCGGGGUCGGCCGUCCAAUACCAGAACUACAACAAAAGCACGCGCUUCCAAACGGCCGCACUGGGCAGCAAUCAGCACUUCCACCUCCACAACUACCACCACAGCCCACUGGGGCCCACGUCGUCGACGGGCACGGCGCCGACCACCAGCGCCGCGUUCGCGCUCGACAUGCCGUCUUCGUUCGGCCCGAGCAUCUACGACCCGCACUUCACCAACCUGGACGAACUGUUCGACGGCUUCUUCGACCUCAGCAUGCCCACCAUCUUCCAGGACCCGCUCUUCGACGGCGACGCCUUCCUCAACGCCGACCCGGACUUCGGCAUGGAUCCCCGCAUGGCGACCAUCGAGGGCCUUGGCUAUGCCGCAGACAUGAAUGCCGGCGAUGUUGGUGGCGGUGGUGGUGCGGGAGGCAGAGGAGGUGGUGCGGGAGGAAGCCCGCUGCAUGGAUUAUCAGGGACCGUGCCCGCGUCGGCGUCAGCGUCAACUCCAAUAUUAGCAUCAGCACUAGCCUCAGCGGCCACUGCUGCGUCUGCAGGACCACCUGGACCCGCGUCUUCAACGGACCACCCCAAAGCCUCCUCGCUCGGCACGGCGUAUCCGGACAUCAACAUGUCAUCUUGA
Messenger RNA from Fonsecaea erecta, 2637 nucleotides. RefSeq lists its product as hypothetical. The transcript has 2 exons. The coding region runs from base 1 to 2637 and encodes 878 amino acids. Gene Ontology annotation, biological process: DNA-templated transcription. The record is from RefSeq and is a predicted model, not a curated record. NCBI's taxonomy places the organism in Eukaryota, Fungi, Ascomycota, Eurotiomycetes, Chaetothyriales, Herpotrichiellaceae. Gene Ontology annotation, molecular function: zinc ion binding; DNA binding.